AUGCACGUGAGGGUUCAUACUGGCGAAAAGCCCUACUCGUGUGACUAUUGCUCCAAGACGUUUGCCGACUCUUCAAGCUUAAAGAAACAUUUGAGAGUUCAUACUGGUGAAAAGCCCCACUCGUGUGACUAUUGUUCAAAAGCAUUCGCUCAAUCUUCAAACUUAAAUAAACAUUUGAGGGUUCAUACUGGUAAAAAACCCCACUCGUGUGAUUAUUGUUCAAAAGCAUUCACUCUGUCUUCAAGCUUAAAGACACAUUUGAGCGUUCAUACUGGUGAAAAGCACCACUCGUGUGAAUAUUGCUUCAAGACGUUUGCCGACUCUUCAAGCUUAAAGAAACAUUUGAGAGUUCAUACUGGUGAAAAGCCCCACUCGUGUGACUAUUGUUCAAAAACAUUCGCUCAAUCUUCAAACUUAAAUAUACAUUUGAGGGUUCAUACUGGUGAAAAGCCCCACUUGUGUGACUAUUGUUCAAAAACAUUCACUCGAUCUUCAAGCUUAAAGAAACAUUUGAGAGUUCAUACUGGUGAAAUGCCCCACUCGUGUGACUAUUGUUCAAAAACAUUCACUCAAUCUUCAAGCUUAAAUAAACAUUUGAAGGUUCAUACUGGCGAAAAGCCCCACUCAUGUGACUAUUGUUCAAAAACAUUCGCUCAGUCUUCAGACUUAAAGAAACAUUUGAGCGUUCAUACUGGUGAAAAGUCCCACUCGUGUGAAUAUUGCUUCAAGAAGUUUGCUGACGCUUCAAGCUUAAAGAAACAUUUGAGAGUUCAUACUGGUGAAAAGCCCCACUCGUGUGACUAUUGUUCAAAAACAUUCGCUCAAUCUUCAAACUUGAUUAAACAUUUGAGGGUUCAUACUGGUGAAAAGCCCCACUCGUGUGGUUAUUGUUCCAAGACGUUUGCUGUCUCUUCAAGCUUAAAGAAACAUUUGAUAGUUCAUUCUGGUGAAAAGCCCCACUCAUGUGAUUAUUGCUUCAAGACGUUUGCAGACUCUUCAAACUUAAAGAAACAUUUGAUUGUUCAUACUGGUGAAAAGCCCCACUCGUGUUACUAUUGUUCAAAAACAUUCACUCAAUCUUCAAGCUUAAAUAAACAUUUGAGGGUUCAUACUGGUGAAAAGCCCCACUCGUGUGAACAUUGCUCCAAGACGUUUGCUGACCCUUCAAGCUUAAAGACACAUUUGAGAGUUCAUACUGGGGAAAAGCCCCACUCGUGUGACUAUUGUUCAAAAACAUUCGCUCAGUAUUCAAACUUAAAGAAACAUUUGAUAGUUCAUACUGGUGAAAAGCCCCACUCGUGUGGUUAUUGUUCCAAGACGUUUGCUGUCUCUUCAAGCUUAAAGAGACAUUUGAGAGUUCAUACUGGUGAAAAGCCCCAUUCGUGUGACUAUUGUUCAAAAACAUUCGCUCAAUCUUCAAACUUGAAUAAACAUUUAAGGGUUCAUACUGGUGAAAAGCCCCACUCGUGUGGUUAUUGUUCCAAGACGUUUGCUGUCUCUUCAAGCUUAAAGAAACAUUUGAUAGUUCAUUCUGGUGAAAAGCCCCACUCAUCAUUCACUCAAUCUUCAAGCUUAAAUAAACAUUUGAUAGUUCAUACUGGUGAAAAGCCCCACUCGUGUGACUAUUGUUUAAAAACACUCACUCAAUCUUCAAGCUUAAAUAAACAUUUGAAGGUUCAUACUGGCGAAAAGCCCCACUCGUGUGAAUAUUGUUCAAAAACAUUCGCUCAAUCAUCAGGCUUAAAGAAACAUUUGAGCGUUCAUACAGGUGAAAAGCCACACUCGUGUGAAUAUUGCUCCAAGACGUUUACUGACGCUUCAAGCUUAAAGAAACAUUUGAGAGUUCAUACUGGUCAAAAGCCCCACUCGUGUGACUAUUGUUCAAAAACAUUCGCUCAAUCUUCAAACUUGAAUAAACAUUUGAGGGUUCAUACUGGUGAAAAGCACCACUCGUGUGACUAUUGUUCAAAAACAUUCGCUCAAUCUUCAAACUUGAAUGAACAUUUGAAGGUUCAUACUGGCGAAAAGCCCCACUCGUGUGACUAUUGUUCAAAAACAUUCGCUCAGUCUUCAGGCUUAAAGACACAUUUGAGCGUUCAUACUGGUGAAAAGUCCCACUCGUGUGAAUAUUGCUUCAAGAAGUUUGCUGACGCUUCAAGCUUAAAGAAACAUUUGAGAGUUCAUACUGGUGAAAAGCCCCACUCGUGUGACUACUGUUCGAAAACAUUCGCUCAAUCUUCAAACUUGAAUAAACAUUUGAGGGUUUAUACUGGUGAAAAGCCCCACUCGUGUGGUUAUUGUUCCAAGACGUUUGCAGACUCUUCAAACUUAAAGAAACAUUUGAUAGUUCAUACUGGUGAAAAGCCCCACUCGUGUAACUUUGUUCAAAAACAUUCACUCAAUCUUCAAGCUUAAAUAAACAUUUGAUAGUUCAUACUGGUGAAAAGCCCCACUCGUGUGACUAUUGUUUAAAAACACUCACUCAAUCUUCAAGCUUAAAUAAACAUUUGAAGGUUCA
Molecule: messenger RNA, 2518 nt
Organism: Uloborus diversus
Lineage: Eukaryota; Metazoa; Arthropoda; Arachnida; Araneae; Uloboridae
Product: zinc finger protein 91-like
Exons: 2
Coding region: 1-2415 (804 amino acids)
Biological process (GO): regulation of transcription by RNA polymerase II
Cellular component (GO): nucleus
Molecular function (GO): DNA-binding transcription factor activity, RNA polymerase II-specific; RNA polymerase II cis-regulatory region sequence-specific DNA binding
Source: RefSeq, a predicted model, not a curated record